This is a messenger RNA of Glycine soja, 1987 nucleotides long. RefSeq lists its product as uncharacterized. The record is from RefSeq and is a predicted model, not a curated record. Bases 544 to 1632 code for a protein of 362 amino acids. The transcript has 4 exons. Lineage: Eukaryota; Viridiplantae; Streptophyta; Magnoliopsida; Fabales; Fabaceae.
UCCUAACGUGUUCUCUAGUUCAAUUAAUAGAGUUUAAUUAACAAUAAAACCCAGGUUCAGAUUUUAAUUAAGGUUCAUUUUUUGAAUUUUGAAACCAAUAAUACUAGGUACAAGCGAAUAACUCUGGAGAAUAUUGCGCAAGCAAACCAUGGUUAAGGCAAGACAAACAUUUCACCCCUUUCAUCAUCAUCAUCACCUCCUAUUUUAAAGCAUUGCUAAUGUCUUUCUCGGCGUAAUCAUCUUACUUUAUUUGAUUUCUUAAUUUCUUUGUCCUAAUAAGAUUCACAGCUUCAACAAGAAAUGUCAUCUUUGCGAGUUUGGCUAGGUCAACUCUUGUUUUCAAACCUGCGUCCUUUCUUCAUCCUUUCCUUUCAUACUUCAUUCAUUUUUCAUGUGGCUUCUUUUUAGUCCAUGAUAAUACCCUCAUCUUAAUCACCCUAGUUCACUAGAUUGGUUUGGUUUCACCCUUAAUCUCUCAGAACCAACUUCUACUAGAGGAUCUUUCCAUAGGACUUCUACACAUUGGUGAAGACAAAUAUUAUUAUGGGGACUAACAGGCAGGAGCAUGAAAUUUCAGGAGGAUCUGAGGCAACAUAUCAGGAGAUGAUAGAAAAUGAAGUCAAGGACACUCAGGAAGGCUCAACACACAAAUUAAUAACUGAGAGCUGCAAAUCAAACAGCAUGGUUAUAAAGAAACGACAUACGUUGAUUCCUGCUCACAUCAUAGCUGAAGCCAUAUCAACUAUUGCGGAUCUUGACAUUAGAUGGUCAGGUCCAAUCACACCAAAAGAAAUGGAAUACGUUGAACAAUAUGUCCUUGCAAAGUAUCCAGAAUAUUCAGGCCUCAUGAAAGGAGAUGGAAAUGGGAUAAACUUGUCUAGCUUUAUCAUCUAUGAGGAGCCUUCAGAAUCCAUGAUAGAUGAUAGGGGAAAGUCACCAAGAGAGUCUUCUACAUAUUUUUUUGGCAGUAAUAAUCUCCCUGAAAUGGAUAGGGCCAAGAUCCAGUUGGAGCCAUCAAGAUUACUAGACAUUCUCAACAAGAAAUCCUCAUUCCUUGGAAGUUUCAUCUCUAUCCCAGAAAUCCAAGCUCGCAAUAAGAUUUUGAAUCAUUAUGGUUUGCCAGAUGAAGAGUACCUUGUUCUCUUCACUCCAAGCUACAAGGAUGCCAUGAUGUUGGUGGGAGAAAGUUACCCUUUUGUUAAGGGAAACUACUACAUGACCAUUCUUGAUCAGGAAGAAGACUACAUCAGGGAGUUUGCUUCUUUUAAGGAGUCCAAGGUGAUCUCAGCACCCAAGACAUGGCUGGAUUUGAGGAUCAGCGGGUCUCAGCUGAGCCAGAACUUCAGGAGGAGGUGUAAGAUCAGCUCAAAGGGCUUGUUUUCCUAUCCGGUUGAUGCAAAUGGAACAAUGCAUUGGAUUUCUGAGGCUCAUAGGAACAACUGGCAUGUUCUACUUGAUGCAUCUGCCUUGGUAGUGGGAAAGGAUCGGCUACAUCUUCUUGCGCUCCACCGCCCGGAUUUUGUGAUAUGUAAUCUUGAAAACACUCAUUCCAAUCCUUCAAGAGUCACUUGCCUCUUAGUGAGAAAGAAAUCCUUUGAGGUCUCAGCUACUUCAUCUCAGGCAGUUGAAUGAGUGAGAAAGAAAUCCUUAUGAUUUUAGAGCAAUUAGCAAAUGUACAAAAUUUCCAUGCAGAUCCUUAGGUGUUUUUUCUCCUAUCAGAAUUGGAAUUUCACCUAGGUAACUUGUGUCAAUCUUUAAUGUAAACUUUUAUUAUGUGAACUACUGAGGCGAACCGCCAAUUCUGAUUGGAGAACACUAUCAUAAGUACUUAAUAAACUGCAUCUGAGUUUUGUCCUUAACAAAUUUGAUAUCAUGGACUCUAAGAAGCCAUGAAUUUUCCUGGCGUACUUUGUAGAUUGAAUAAAUUAAGACAUGCAUAUGUAAGGCCACUUAUUACUGGUUGGAACACAUUAUGCAUUGCUAAUCA